Molecule: messenger RNA, 1015 nt
Organism: Syngnathus acus (greater pipefish)
Lineage: Eukaryota; Metazoa; Chordata; Actinopteri; Syngnathiformes; Syngnathidae
Product: THAP domain-containing protein 2-like
Exons: 6
Coding region: 222-1004 (260 amino acids)
Source: RefSeq, a predicted model, not a curated record
CAUUUGUAAACCAACAAGAAGAGAAAGAAGAAGAAUUCCCCGGUGAUGUUUACUUGAGGUAUAUUUUUCUUCAUUAACGUUAACAAUUCGUUAUUGAUUUUGACACGUCUUAGAUUGCUGAUGACAUGACAUACGUGGUUUUACUGCAAGACACGUGGUACGUGGUGAGGAUUUAAAACGCAUUUCUUCCAUGUUUACAGUAACCUCUCGGAAGUACGAAGAUGCCCGAGUAUUGCGUAGCUCAUGGUUGCAAAAACGAGCGCAAUGCCCAAGUCAAGGCACGGAAAAUUACCUUUCACCGGUUUCCAAAAGAAAAACGUAAAAGGAGGCAGUGGGAAGUUGCCCUUGGGAGAGAAAAUUUUGUCGCCAGUGACCAUUCGGUGCUCUGCAGUGCUCACUUUAAACCUGAAGACUUUGACAGGACUGGUCAAACUGUCCGACUUAGAACUGGAGCCAUACCAUCGGUUUUCAGCCUUCCAGCUCAUCUCCAAAAUCAGUCUUCUAAGAGAGCUGAAGAAUGUCAGGACCCGGAGCCAAUGGACCUGUCUCCGGCGGUCUCUGAACUAGACCCCGAAACCAAGAAUGGUGAAUGUGGAAUUAAUUAUAAGAUUAAGAAUGAUUCCCAGUACCACACAACUGAUCACUCCUACGCAUUGCCUUCUGCUUGUCUUCUAAGGAAGAGACUAGAUGAAGCCCUAGCAAGAGUGGAGAGUUUGGAACGGGAGAACAGGAACGCAAAAAUCAGAGAAAGUCGGGCCAAGGAAAGGCUGCACUGUCUGCUUGAUGAACUGAAGGAGAAGAAUCUCAUCAACAUAGAGCUACAAGACAAGCUUGAUUUUUACUCAGGACUUAAUCUUGACCUCCUUGAAAAGAAGAGUCAUGAGUACUCACAGGACCAGCGUGAGUUUGCCCUCACGCUCAACCUCCACGGGCCAAAGGUCUAUCACUACCUCAGAGAGACUCUGCAACUCCCCCUCCCACAUUCAAAGACUUUGCAAAAGUAGGCAUGCUGCAC